AUGGCCAGAUUCUGCCCAAGCCUACUGCUCUUUGUGGCCACUAUGGUCCUCGUGUCCAGAGGUGUCUACGCCUGGGGCUCAUCAAAGGUGGUAAGGAAAUUUGAAGAUAUCCCGGAAACCUACGUCUAUGUGCAGCAGGCACUGUGGUUCGCCAUGAAAGAAUAUAACAAGGCCAGCAAAGACAAGUAUACCUUCAAGGUGGUGCAGGUUCUGAAGUCCCAGGAGCAGGUCACAGAUAGUUUGGACUACUUGCUUGAAGUCAAAAUUGCUCGAACAAUGUGCAAGAAAUUUUCAGGAGAAAAUGAAAACUGUCUAUUACCACAAGAUCCCAAAAUGCAAAAGAUGUUUCUUUGCACUUUUAUUGUUGCAUCCAAGCCCUGGAAAUUUGAACUCACUAUGCUGAAGAAACAAUGCAAAGAUAUCUAAUUACCUUCUAGUGCAUUCUGCCACUCUCACUCUCAUUCUGAAGAAGCAAAGACACUUGCAAAACAUUUAAAUAACACAACUGACCCAUUGACUUCGUUUUUGUGGGCUCCUUGAUGAUCUGUGGCCCUUUUUCUUUCUUGUGCAUUCUUCAGGGGCUCACGCUGAGAAUGUGAUGCCUUUUUACAGCACUGGAAAGCCUCUUCUAGUUGGCUAAUUCAUCUCCCGUCAGGGACAAUCUUCUACCAAGGAUGGAAGAGAGUAUGAACGUGUUUCCA
This is a messenger RNA of Phyllostomus discolor (pale spear-nosed bat), 701 nucleotides long. Its product is annotated as cystatin-13-like. The transcript is spliced from 3 exons. Gene Ontology annotation, molecular function: cysteine-type endopeptidase inhibitor activity. The coding region runs from base 1 to 426 and encodes 141 amino acids. Lineage: Eukaryota; Metazoa; Chordata; Mammalia; Chiroptera; Phyllostomidae. The record is from RefSeq and is a predicted model, not a curated record.